This is a messenger RNA of Porites lobata, 7947 nucleotides long. The record is from the annotation of a GenBank genome assembly. NCBI's taxonomy places the organism in Eukaryota, Metazoa, Cnidaria, Anthozoa, Scleractinia, Poritidae.
AUGGGUGAUUCAGAAACAUCACCGAAGCGCAGGUAAGGAAGGCGUCUAUGUGUUUACAUUCGGUAGGUGUUAUAAACAUCUCGGUUUUAAAUCAGGUUAGUACCUCAUUAAGUGGUGACAUGUUUUGUCGUAAAUCGGGCGACAUAAGGCGUGCAACGAAGAAUCUCAGUUGAUGCAGCAUUCACUGAUUGAAAUGAAGAAAAGAAGAAAAUAACCUAAAUCAGUGGAGGACAUCGGUAACAGCGGGCUUUGACCAACGGUGAUAAGAUGAUUAUUAUCCUUCUAAUAGAAAUGAACGCGAUAUUUGUUGGACUGCCAAUGAAAAGGGAAGUUGACUUCAAAUCGGAAUAACUGACACUUUGAACUGACACUUUUAUAAUUUGUGAGAGUUAAGAAUAAUAUAUAUUGUUUAAAAAAUUGGCUUUCUCAAUUUUCUUUUUGCCGUUCGUUAACAGAAAGCUGGAUAACCCAGACACAGAUCCUGAUGGUAAGUAUCGCAUACACUGAUUUGGAAAAAGUUAAUUUAUACGCCCGCCAGUACCACUUUUUAUAUUUGUUACUGUAGAAUACCGAUUUUACUUCCUUCUACCAAUGAAACACUGUUAUUCUACAACCGAUUUAUCAAUCCUCCCGAUAGUUCUAGCCAAUUUGCUUUUCCCAAGGUGGUUUGGAAACUUGGGAUCCUAUUUUAGAGGCUCUCUAUGGGUGUCUGCGGACAUCGUUUUCUAACAAAUCGUCGGUUUUUCAACGAAAUCGUCACAUAUCAAAAAGUGUUUUGCAUGGUAACACAACUAGGGAGCGCAAGCAAUCACGGCGACGACGACGGAAAUCGUCCUUUCAUCAACAGCGAUAGUUGCCACUUCGAUCUCGUCGGAAAUACCCAUAUAUACAGUGUCUCACUGCAGUUGUGGAGACCAUAUAAGAACUAAUACUUUCCCUCCUCAAGAAUAAGUAACAAAUGUUGAUCAAUAUCCACUCAGCUUCAGUCUUACAAGCCUAGUUUUGAGACAUUUCACGAGGGUCACGGUGAGAACUUAGAAAUAUAGCAAUCGUCGUUUCAUUUCGUUUUCUCUUGCCUAUGCAUUUAUGGUUCGCUGUUUUCUAACAGGAAAAAAUGAACCGAAUGGUUCUCAAGUGGGCAAAAAAGACAACGCGGAAAGAGUGGAACAUUGCAGUAAAAUAAUUCCUCAUAAGGAAAUGAAUUGGAAUCCAAAGCAAGUUCGACCUGAAAUCGCCAUAUUGUAUCGACGUAUUGUUGACAGUCUAAAUCAAAAGGAACCAGAAGGAUUGAAGAGUUUUGAACGAAGUGCUAUGCAUUUGGAAGCAUUCAUAAAAAGCCAGACCUCUUCAACUGAGGUCAAAAAAGAACUUCCAGGUUUUGCCAUAAACGCUGCAGACAAAGAGACCACAUCAAAGGCGAACGUACCCUUAGCAAAUUGUCCUACAUACGGGUUAUCUCAAGACGUCACUGGCAAGUUACCUGUAAGCUCUAAUGGUGAGGAUAAAACAAUUUUACAUACAUUAGCUGGUGGUAGCAGACAAAAUCGUGCAUGACGCGUGCUUAGCGCGCGUAUCGUGAAAUAUAAGGUCUUUGAUGUUUUUCUGUGAGAAUAUGGUGGCCAGCCCAGUAAUAAUAUGACAUAAAAUUGUAACAGCAUUCGGGGUAUAGGUAAGCAUGAAAAUGUAAGGUAGCCUAACCUGACGUUGAAUAACAUAAUAUCAAAACGUAAUGUAACACAACGUGAAAUUGCAUUGUGAAAGUAACAAAAUAACACUGGGGACAAAUCAACAAUCUAUACAAUAGAACACACAAAUUCCCAGGAAAUACAAAGGAUUUAAAUAGGCCAUUUUCACGAUGGCGUCAAUUUACUACUACGACCAGAAUCCCUUUGAAUAACAAAAGCCCUAAUUUGACAGGAAAGCAAAACGCUGAAGGAUUCUGGUCGUAUUAGUAAAAUAAUGUCAUUGUGCAAAUGACCUAUUGAACGUAUAACGUCUGCAGGCAGCUGUAAAAACUGAAAAAAUUACUACCUUGCCUGACCAAAAGACCGGGGGAAAUUUCUCUCGAGCAAGUCAUUAUUUAUUUUAGAUUCAAUUGGUUUAGUUUCAAUUGGCAUGUUAUGGUUAUUUUGGGCUAAUUAGAAAGCGUAGCAUUGCAAGCGACUGAAGUAAAAUUGAUUUCAAAUCUCAACUAAAACCCCUCUGCAUUAUUGACUUAAUACAUCAGAAACGAGCAAUGGAUACACUCCAGCAAGUCAAGUAACUUCACAGCUAAAUCAUUCGGAGUUUACUCUGUCAAGUAAGGACCGCAUCCGUGGGGUAAGUAUCUCGAAUUCAAAGUCUACCCUAAGUUACAUUUCGAGCAUUAUUUACAUUACUUUGUGUGGCCACUUUUCCAGGCUGCUUGUGGGCUCAGAUUGCUGCCCUGCAAUCAAUACGUCUAAAAUGAAAGAACUAGUAUAAGAGCAUCCAACAACGACCAAGGCCAAACCUUAAACACCUUACACUAACUACAACUCCAAUCACUUAAAGGGGCUAUGUGUUGAGGAUGUUGCUGAUUGAGUUCAAUUCUGUGCUGAGGGCAUUACUUAGUACCUUUACCAUACACAAAAUACGCAAAUAGAGUAGACUUCAAACAAAUAUCACCAUGCAGCACAAACCAUAAAAAUGUUUUUGGUGAUUUUUCCAGGCAGGGCAUUAAAACACGAAAAGGUUGGCCCAACUUUUUCAAGUUUCAAUCCAUGUCCAUCCUUGCCAUCCGUUACACCAGACAACAGGAAACCCUUUCAAUGCCUAAAUAUAGUCCUAAAUGACAAAACUGAAACAUUAUUUUUGGAAUUUGAUUGAUAUGAAGACCAGUUCUAACGUUUUUAAAAAUGAGGAAAUGUCGUGUUACGUAGCCCCUUUAAGAGAUAUAGAAUUACAUUGCCAACCUAAUCUUACCAACUUGCUCUAGGUCUUGCCCGGGAUUGAGACCAAGCAUUUCAUUCAACAGUUCAGCGCCUUAAAAGGAUAAUGAGGGAAAACCUUGAUCAGACGCCAAAUCGCAAGGUCGAAAAAGCUGCCCUUGUUGCGUUGCUUCUUUUGAUAACAAAUUUACUCCUGAUACUCCUUCAGUUACAUUAAUGAAUACAGGAAGUAUAUAAACCUGGAGGUAAUUUUGUGAUGCGUCCCAUGCAAAGGGAGGGGUGGGGGGGGGUAAUAUCCAUAAAUGAUCAUGCUAAAGAGAACGCGUUAAACUCGAGCAAUAAGUAGAUCACCUUUGGCUAUUUGAGAUUAUUGAUGUUUAGUUACAAGGAGUGACUUCGUCGUUUAUCGGCUCCUAGGAAAUCUAAGUUUCUUUCCUGAAACCAAAUACGCAUAACACUUGGAGACGUGGUCAUUGAUAGCAGGUUAUAUUAACAUUCUUCUUGUCUUCAUUUUUAAUAGGAAAUUAAAAAAAUCAUAAAAGACCGCACGAGAGAGACGCUUGCUGAAGCCGAAAAGCUCCAGGCUCGAGUUUUCACCCUAGAAACAGAAAAUCGCAACUUAAAGCAGAAAGUAAAGACGCUAUACAGCGCCGUGAAGGGACUAAAAAACCAACAGAAUAAGGUUAGAAUGUCUGAUAUGCACAUAUAUUAAAUCUAAAAAGGACACCGCUAUAUAAAGGAUAGUUCACGACGUCGGUUAUGUUGGUUUGAGGAGUAAGGGAUGGUGCAGUAGCCUGCGAAAACAUCCGUUUCUCCUCGCUCUUGGAAUUUCCAUACUGAUGACGUAAAACCUGUCCGAAAUCCAUCAGAAGCACUGAUUGGUCGACGGAGUAGUUACAUUGUUUUAGCUAUUGUUUACGAAUGACAGAAAAAAGACAAAAGGCCACAAAGGUCACACGUAAACGGGAAGAAUCUCUAACCGAACAGUCAAUAUUUGUAGAAUAUAGUGUUCUCUAGAGGAAGCAUUUGAGUUUCGCUGAACACAACACUUUACUAAAAUCGACCAGAAGACACGUAAAAUUUAGAAAAUUGGACACAAAUAUAUUUGGAGCCCCAUGACUACCGGAUUUAUUAUGUAAACAUUGAUUUGCGUCAUCAAUAUGGAAUUUCUACUCCCGAGUCGCAGACGUUUCUCCUUGCGAAACGUUCCCAGCGGCGAAGAGCGAGGAGAAACGGAUGUUUUCGCAGGCUACCAAUGUGGUCCAGGUUCAAAUCCCAGUUUCAGCGCCAUAUGUGGGUUGAGUUUGUUGUUGGUUCUCUCCUUUGCCCCGAGAGGUUUUUCUCCGGGUACUCCCGUUUUCCAAAUUCAAAUUCGACCAGGAAUCAGGUAGACGAAGAACCACACUGUGGAUGUGCUACCUCCAAAUCAUUAUUUUUUUAUUUAUUUUAUUUAUUUAAAGGAAGAUUGGCACAGGUGGCUCUGAAACAACGCCCUUAUAAAACCCAUUGUUUUUCGUCUGUCUUGAGAUACCCCACUGGAUUAUAUUGCCAUAAACCCAAGAAUCUUUGGACUAUAUCACAGAAUAACUUUCCCAGAACCUAAUAAUUCAAAUGCUAACACAACAUGUAUUCUUCCUCGGUUGUUUAAAAAUACAAGAACAAGGAUAAUUGUAGACACGUAUUUUUAACAUGACGUAGCGUAUGAGAUGUCAGUUUAUUAUACUCUUUAAUACUCAUCGUUAAUUACUACAAUUUCAAAGGAACUAUCAAGAGGAAACGUAACGUCUCGCACAGUACAAACAGAGCCACAAAUUCAUGCAGUGGAUGUUCAAACAAUGAGACUAAUACCAUCCGAAAAACCUCUUCCUAUCCCUGCCAUUACGGUUGGAGCCUUGUCCAUUACCAGCAACAAGCCUUUGUUUUCUGUCAGCAAGACACAUCCAACAUUGAGCUUCUCACCUCACAGAAGUGUAUCUCACUGCACGACCUCAGUAGAUCAAAAAGAUCCUCAAGGGAAAGAAAGUUUGGUUUGUACAGGCUCAGGCACCAAAAAUGGAUCUGUUUAUUUAUCAAAAUACGUGCCAUUAAUGUCUCAAACUCCAUAUUGCCACACAAAGAGGCCAUCAUUAGACAAUGGAAGUGGAAGCCUUUUAUCACCUAUGAAAAAUCCCUACAGUGUGGCUACUUCAUCCACACAUAACGAUAACAAAGGGAACUUGAAAAGAAACCCUGUAACGGUCCUUAACCAAGUUUUACAGCAAAUCUUACCAGAAAGUUUUACGGCUAUGGAAGAAAAGGUCAAAACGUUAUGUAGCCCUGAUGCAUCGAGAGGAUCCAAUAUAAGUCACCUGUCUCCAGAAAGUACAGCUGAAGGCUCACCGUUGGCUAACAGUAAAAGGCCAGAAACCGUUUGGACUACAUCUCUUCAUCAACAAAGCUCUCAACCUGGCGUUUUAAACGAAGACUUCAAAAGAGGCACACCAUAUGUUGAAAGGGCAGCAGCAUCUUAUAACUACAACGUGUUUAAUAGGGAGACGAGAUGCGAUGUGGCAAAUUCUAAUUGUGAAACACUAACCAAGUCCUGGAUCUCGGCAACAUAUGAGAGCCAUUCCAGAAAACAUGACACAGUUAAAGAUAUCAGUAAAAGCAGAAAAUCAUUGGAACAUUCUUUUCUUGUUACCUCAGCGCUUGAAAACGAGGCGCAGUCGCAUGUAGUUCACUCUGAAUCACAAUUCAUGAUAGCGGUUUCUCGGCCAUUUGACAGUUUUCCGUCACAGCAUUCAAGAACAGAUUACAGCGCUCCUAAAACAUCGGGAUGUCUAUCGGUUGUGAGCCCUUCCACUGUCACAAGAGGCCAAUCCACAGGCCAAAGAAACUGUAUAUUUUCGCCAUCUGAAAUGGCAGGAUUAGGACCGAAAGCCUCUACACAAAAGCUUUGUCCCUUGAGAUCCACCUCAACUCAAACUUCCCAGUUGUCAGGAAAACUAAUUCCUUAUGAAAGAACUGAGAAAAGGCAAAUGAACCUGGAUGGAUCAAGAGUGAAAAAGAUAAACAUCGGUGACAAUAGAAUGACUCCUUACGAACCUCCGUCCUCCUUGCAAGCUCAGUAUUCCCCACCAACAGCAACAGCUGGAAGCUCAACCUCUUUGUCUGACUUAAAAACUCCUUACCAUGCGUAUGAAGGACAAGGAUUUGAAAAUCCAGUAGCAAUUCUGCACUCCACACAGAAUAUUGACGGAAAGCAAACACACCAAACUUCUGGCAAAAAACCUGAAGUCCCUUUCAACAAUAUUUCUGUUUUUAAUUCACAAAAGAUAAUAGAUGACCAGACAUUCCGGAAGGAGAAUGUUUCUAGUUGCGAGUCACGUUUCGGUCCAGUUUCCCCAGGGGAGGGUCAAAUGAUGCCCCAUCGGCAUAGCAGGACAUUGGAGAAUGGCGACUUUGUCUCACUUGCAAGAAUGUACCGAGAUAAAGAGGAUGGUAAGCAAUACAAACCAAGACCAGCCAUAAUGCCAAACAUAGUCAUCAGCCAGCCAAGAUAUCAACCUUAUCCAAGUAUCAGGGUGAAAGGAAAGGAAUCCCACCAGCCGUCAGUCAGGUCAAACACUCAUGGUGUUUAUGGAAUGUAUCACAGGAGAUCACCAAAGACGAAUAAGUCACCAUCACCAUUUGAAGUACCUCUACAUCCUGACCCAGAGCUAUCUCCAAAGCAACAGCCUGAGAGUAUGCACCAGAACAUGUCACCAAAAUGUUUUCGUUUCCCUGAACCAGCAUUACAUCAAAAUGGUUUUGACUCGUAUGCUCUAUUGAAUUCUAAUCUCCACUCCCGUUCGAUGAAUUCGCUAAACCCUCCCUAUCUUAGUCAAGGACUAUCACAAUUUUCUCAUAGCCCCACAGCUACAAGUGGUUCCCCACAGAGAGGGUUGUGUUCUGUCCAGCCCAUCAAAAGUAGGGUUGAUUUACCCAGUAAAGACCCUGGAACGAGUAACAGUGAUUUGUAUGAUGCAAGUUCACCGACCUCUCUCCGCGAUAAUAACAAAACGGCUGGGGAAUCGUUAAGUUUCAAUUGCAAUUCGUUAUCUGAUUAUCCUUCUUCACGAGUCGGGAAAGACGAUGAAAAGGAUCAUCGACCUCCUAAGCACCCCUUACGAAGUACGUCUUCCCAACCAAAUGGGUCUGCUAAACCACAGGUAGAAAUGUCGCCAUUAUGUCAGCGAUACCUUAAUCAUCUAAGAAAAUUUGCUCAAGUUCGAUUACUCUCGCUUAACUCAGGAAUGAAAAACGAAAAUGAUAAUUGCCAACAGCAUACAUUUCAGAAAGGCUCUCUAAAACGACAGCUUGAAGUCCAAAACGAUCAGCUGAAAAAGAAUCCCCGGUCAUCGUCAUCCCAGGGUGUAAAAAAAGACAACCAUGCCCUUCAGCAACACAGACCUCGUCGACUGAUUUUUCAUCAUCUAAAAUUUACCAAUCCGCGGCAAAGAACGCAAACUUUUCAAGAAGGGCGGUCGAACUUAUUAGACUGUGAAAACACUCCACAAAGUAAACAGAUCCCUGAAGGAAAAUUAGGAGGGCAUAAUCUAAAGACCGAAUCUAAAACAGAACUUAAGACCACUCAAACAUCUUUAACGGAAGAUAGCAAUAAAGGACACCAUAAAGAAUAAACCUAGUUUGCUGGCUACAUGAACAUAGGUGUAGUUCAGAGCGGUUAGGCUGGCUUUUCUGCGAAUCUGAAAGUCCUGCACUAUAUUUAUAUCUUUUACGUAUAGGUUAAUAAGCCUCUAUAGGAGACGACCUUAGCACAACCUGCGAGCGCUAAGGACCUAAAAUACUUUACUGUCAUAAAGUCGGUUUCAGUAAGAGUGGAUGAUACUGUUCAAUGAAGUAUAAAAUUGUUCUAAGAAGAGGUGAGUUCGUAUCUUAAAGGAUAAGACAAAGACAUCACUCGAGAGUGUUUGCAAAAUUAGGACAGGUAUUAAUUAGGUGCACUUGAAUUAAACAGUCUAAUGUACAGCAUAAUAGAGAAGAGAAGUAAUGAGGU